UCCAAAAACUACUUUUUUAUGUAAAAAAAAAGUUUUUUUUUCUGAAAAAAGGUUUCUUUAUAGAGACAGUAUCAUUGCUCCACAAACGCAAUCUGAUCAGUUGAGAGAGAGAGAGAACAAAAAAAAAAAAGGAGAUCACUUUGAUUUGUUCAUCAUUGCAUCAAAAAAAAAAAAAAACAAAUGGGUUCCUCUUUUGUUCUGGUAACACUCAUCACCACCACCAUCUCUCUCUCGCUGCCAUCUCUCUCUCAUUCUUCUUCUCCGACAGCCAUCCCGUCUUCCCCGACGAUCUCUCCCUUCGAGCAACUCUCCCCGGAGAUCGCGCCUCUCCUCCCUUCACCCGGCGGGGCUCAUCCCUCCGCCGACGGCUCCUCCGCUGUUCCGACCAUCCCCUCCUCCCCCAGCCCUCCGGACCCCGACACCGACCUCGCCGACCCCGAUCCCGCCUUCGCCCCCGCUGCUUCUCCGCCGGCUUCUUCUCCUGCUCCGCCGCGUCGAGUCACCGGAGCUGUCUCCGCCGCCGCCGCCGCGUUGUUUUUCUGCACUCAGCUUCUUGGCGCUUCGGUGUUAUGAUGAUGAUGAUGACGAUGUUGAUCUAUAUAUAGAGAUGAUGUAUGUAUGUAUGUAUCUCCCCCUCUGUCAUAUUGUUUUUCAUCAUGAGUUUUGUUCCAAAACUAAAUAAUUUUUCUUUGAUUUUCAAUCAGUAAUUUUCUUUGUAUUACGCUCC
Tarenaya hassleriana is the source of this 727-nucleotide messenger RNA. Its product is annotated as classical arabinogalactan protein 25-like. The transcript has a single exon. The record is from RefSeq and is a predicted model, not a curated record. The coding region runs from base 181 to 573 and encodes 130 amino acids. NCBI's taxonomy places the organism in Eukaryota, Viridiplantae, Streptophyta, Magnoliopsida, Brassicales, Cleomaceae.